GUUUUGUUAUAAUAUUAUAGUUAUAUUAUUAUAGUUAUGAGUUAUCUAACGUGACUGUCUGCCACCUCCAGACAACCACCAUCGUCACUAAGUGUUUUAACUUUUAACUUAAAAUAAUAAAAUAAUUAUGAACAUUUGACAUUAUUGCUGUUUCAUUUUCAAGUAGUAUUGUAUCAUAUUAUUUUUUUUGUUCAAAUCAACGAGCUAAAUUCGACUACUGAACGUGCUGUCUCAAUCACCAACAUAAUGAAUACUUGGAUUCAAAGUUGAUAAGUUACACAAAGCACAAAUGACUGGUGGAGAAUAUGGGUUCUCAGUUUUGGGACAUAUUGCGUCAGGGCAUUUGGGCAUCAUUCACAGGAGGAUGGUACUACGAACCAAAACACAGCAUUUUCACCAACACAUUCCAUCUUUAUUUAUGGCUCAUUUUACUUUGUUUACCAUUUUUUAUACACUUGUAUAUAUCAGAGAUGUUUAUAUGGGUACUGUAUUCAAGUAUUGUAAGUUUGUUAAUCACAAUCAUAAAACUUGUAAAUUGGUCUCUGCAUCAUAUGUUCGACACAACCGAAUAUAUUGUAGAAGACACCAAAAAGAAUAGAAGUUCAGAAAUUGAAGGUCGUCGUCCUGCCCUCAGAGAACCAAACAAAGAAGAUGAGGGUAUUGAAAUGCAGAUUCUUAAUUUGGGUGUCCGUAGAAAUGAACCUUCAACAUCUGGAUACCAUCGAAAUGAACCAAAUGGAGGAAGACAAAGUAGUUCUACUAGCACUGAUUCUGGAUUACAUAUCCAAGAAAAAAUUAUAUGUGAUUGGCCUAUUAAAAGUUUAAACAAUCCACAUUUUGUUGAUAAACCAGUAGAAGAAAAUAGUAAUAGACGUUAUGAUCGUGCAGGUUUACAAAGCUUUUCAGAAAUAUGGAAAUAUCAAGAUGAACGGGGUCAAGAUUUCAUUACAGUAUCUACUGAUUGCUUCACAAAUGAAAGUAAUACAUUAGCAUUAAAGAGAGAUCCAAAGUGUGCUAGUUCAGACUAUUCUACAUCUAGUGAUGCGUUUACCAAAGAUAAAGAUGUAGGAAGAACAUCUAGUUACCAACUUGUUUUUACAUCAAGUGAUAUUGACUACCCAAUUGUUGAACAUUGUGAAGAUCAGUGUUCUAGUCAUGGAAUAAUACAUACAACAAUUGAUAGCGAUGAUGAUGAAGAAGCUGGUAGUAGAUCACCUUUAUUAAAUAGUCAUGAAGAAAAUUGGAAAAAAAUAUGUGCUGAAGUUAAAGGAAUUUUCCAUACCGAAAGUGAUAUUGAAAUUGCAUUUAUAGAAAAAAAUAAACCUAAAGAAGUCGAAUUAAAACCUCCAGUGGAAUCACCAGAAACAUUAGGUAUUGAUUGGUUAUUUGAGCAUACAGAAAGUGAAUCAGAGUCUAGUGAUAUAAAAGGAAAUAAAUCUGAAUCAAAAGAUGGAAGUAAAGAAGAAAUUCAAGCUCCAAUUUCAGUUGGAUUUGAAAACACAGGCGCUAUACCAAAAACAAAAUCUAUUAAAGAUGUAAAAAAAUCAAAUAAAAAAAGAAAAGCCACGUCAACUCCUCAUUUAAGUGUUAAAAACGAUUCAGAUAGAAAAAGACAUCGUAGAACUAAUAAAAAUAAAUCUAAUGAAUCUAGAAGAUGUAUGUGUGACAAGAUUAAAAGUGAUAUGGAUUGUGGUACAGAAUCUAAAAGUUAUCCUACAGUUACUGAUGAAUGGAUUGACAAUAACACUCUGAGUAGACCUGAUGCAAUGACUACAUUAAAUGUAAACGAAGGUGCUUCUUCCUCUGCUGGUUCCCAUAAUGAACUAAGUUCCCUUCUUCCCACAAGUUCUGAACCAGCUAUCACUCCAUCAAGCGAAUCACAGCAACAGAAUCAAACUUUGACAACUGUGAAAAAUGAAGUUGUUUUAGAUCAUAUUAGUGAUGUUUUUCAUGGUCGGGUAGAAAAUAGAAGUAGAAUGAGAAAUCGACAAGUUAGCAAUAGAAAUUUUCGCCGAAUGAGAUCUCGUGAAGCAUAUAGUUCUCCGUUUCUACAAGCAGCUGAUGGUGUUAAUUUUUCUGCUUGUCCUGAAGAUACAUCUGAAGGAUCUGUACAUUUUUUUCGCGAUGAAAAUGGUCAUUGGAUGACUUAUACUUUUAGAGAUAUGUUAAAUAAUAAUUCUUCAAUAAUUAAACCAUUCCCAAAUUUACCAUCAACAUCACGAAGGGAUGACUCAUCAGAUGAUCUUGUUUUUAAUCAUUCACCUGUAAGAUUGUUUCCCCGUCCCAUUCGUAAUUAUGAACAACAAAUAGAACACGAAGAUCCUUACUGGCCACAAAGUCAACCACAGCGUUACCGUCACUUCAACAUUUCGCCAAUAAUUACACCGGUUGAAGAAAGCUUGGAACACGAACAUGAAAAUAACAGACCAGAUUAUCAAGAUGAAUUCCCAGUAAUACCACGGCAGCUGCGAUUUGAUCUUCUUGAUCCUAGUGUUGGAUUUCCUAAACCUAAACGAUACUAUCCGUACACACCAGUGAAAAAAAUGUGUUUCAAAGUUCGCUUUGAUCGUCUGGCAUUAUUAACUGCCAUUGAUCGUAACCCAACAUUAUUGGAGCUAAUUAUUACAAUUAUUCUCGCUACAUCAGUUGCUGUAUUGGGUGCUUUUGUAUUGUACUUUAAAUUCUACAGAGAUAUUCAUGCAUUUGUUUUCUGUUUUGUUAUGGCUGGCUGUCAGUAUUCCUUAGUGAAAUCUGUACAACCUGAUGUGGCAUCUCCUACACAUGGUUUUAACAAAAUUGUUGUGUAUAGUCGUCCAGUUUACUUCAUAUUGUUUUCAUCCAUACUACUACUAACACACAUUCAAUUAAACUCUGGCCGAACAUUUUACCAGCUGAAAUUCUAUGGAUUCACAUUGCAUAUUUUGUAUAUAUUAGAAACUAUUCGAGAUUUCUUAUCAAACUUUUUACUAUUUUUACCAAUUGCUUUUAGUUUGGGAUUAUUGCCUCAGGUUAAUACUUUUUUUAUGUAUACUCUGGAACAAAUUGAUAUUCAUUUAUUCGGAGGUAAUGCAACCAGUUCACUUAAGGCAUCUGCAUAUUGUGUAUUGAGAAGUUGUUUUGCUGUAUCUAUUUUAUUUGGAUUUGCAUAUGUGGCAUUAAAUGAUUGGUCUGGAUCAUCAAGAAAUAUAUUUUUCUCCAUAUUUUGUGCAUUACUCACUGCCAUAUCUUACCAUUUAAGUCGCAGCUCCAGUGAUCCAGCUCCUAUAUUAAAUGUUCUAAAAACAUAUUUAUGGCCCAAUGAAGAUAUAUUUUCUAGACCUGAUAUGGAAUGCCCUAGACCUAAAAAGGAAACUGAAAAAUCAAAGAAAAAGGGCUCUGAACAAAAAGAAGGCGAAUGUGAAGAACAAACAAAGUCUGAAUUAGAUGAAGAAAUUGAAAUCCAAGACAAUUGGCCAAAACAGUUACAAGAUACAAUAAAUGCAAGACUGAAGACUGAUUUAAUUUUUUGUCCAAUUAUUGGUCUAAUUGUAUUUGCUAUUCAUUCUAGUAAUAUUUUUUCAGCUUUACAACCAGAAUUAAAUCCAGUAAUGUGGUGUACAACUUUCAGUAUUGGAUUUAUUCUACACUAUAUAAUACCUCAAUUGCGAAAGCAGUUACCUUGGUUGUGCGUUGCUCAUCCUAUAUUAAAGCCAUCUGAAUAUAAUCAAUAUGAAGUUAAACAAUUGGCUAAAAUCAUGUGGUUUGAAAAAGUUUAUGUAUAUUUAUGCUUCUUUGAAAGAAAUGUUCUUUAUCCACUAAUGUUUAUUGGUUGUUUGACAUCUGACAGCAUAAUUGUUGUAACAAAAUUGGGAGUUCUAUUAGGUUCUUUGGUAUUAUCAGUAUGCGCACUUAAAUGUUUACGCUGCUCGUUUUCACAACAAUCCAACCAGUAUAAUAUUCUAGCAUUUGCAGUACUGUUUUUUCAAUUGGACUAUGUAAAAUGUUCUGAAACUUUUAUUAUUGACUACUACCUUACAGCUAUUGCCUAUGAUAAAAUCUAUGAAUUUUUACUUAAGUUGCAAUUUGUUAUAACAUACAUAGCACCAUGGCAAAUUACUUGGGGUUCAGCGUUCCAUGCUUUUGCUCAACCAUUUUCUGUUCCUCAUUCUGCAAUGAUGUUUCUUCAAGCAUUUUUGUCUGCAGUGGUUUCUUCACCACUUUAUCCAUUUUUAGGAAGUGCUAUAUUUUUAACAUCCUAUCCACGGCCUGUUAAGUUUUGGGAGCGAGAUUAUAAUACCAGACGAGUUGAUCAUACAAACACCAAAUUAUCAUCUCAUUUAGAACGAAAUCUUGGUGCAGAUGACAAUAAUCUUAAUUCAAUAUUUUAUGAACACCUUACUAGACUACUACAACAUACCCUCUGUGGUGAUCUCAUAUUAGGCCGUUGGGGCAAUGUGUCACAAGGAGACUGCUUUGUCUUAGCAUCUGAUUAUUUGAAUUGUCUGGUUCACAUUGUUGAAAUGGGAAAUAAUUUAGUUACUUUUCAAAUGCGUGGACUUGAGUUUCGUGGUACUUAUUGUCAGCAAAGAGAAGUGGAAGCUAUAUCUGAAGGUGUUGAAGAUAAUGAAGGAUGUUGUUGCUGUGAGCCUGGACAUUUUCCUCACAUUUUGUCUUUAAACGCUGCUCUUGGUCAACGUUGGCUUGCCUGGCAAGUAGUAGCAGCCAAGUAUGUUGUACAAGGAUAUAGUAUAUCAGACAUUAAUGCCUCAUCAAUGUUGCAAGUAUUUGAUUUCCGGAAAGUGUUGGUUAGCUAUUACAUAAAGAGUAUUAUAUAUUAUGCUAUACGAUCACCAAAACUUCAACAAUGGUUAGCAUCAGAUGAGAUAAAAGAAGGACUAAAACCAACAUUGAACAGGAGUUUUGUAGAUCUUGACCCAGUAUUUAAUAUAAAUAUUGAUGAAGAUUUUGACGUGAUUUCAUGUGGUGUUACUCGCAACAGUUUUUGUUCAUUCUAUUUGGAGUGGAUACGAUUUUGUGCUUUCCAAACAGAAAAUAUUCGAAAAAUUGUUAUAGAUAAAGGUAAAGAUUCUUUAUUAGUAUCAUUAUGCUUUGCACUCAGCUUACUGGGAAGACGAUCACUGGGUUUAGCAUCACAUACUACCAUGUCAAGUGUCGAGUUUUUUCUCUAUGGUCUCCACGCCCUCUUUAAAGGAGAUUUCCGUAUAACAUCAACAAGAGAUGAAUGGAUAUUUGUAGAUAUGGACUUGAUGCGCAAAGUAUUAGCUCCAGCAAUUAGGAUGUCAUUGAAACUUCAUCAGAAUCAUUUUAUGGUUCCUGAUGAAUAUGAAGAUCCAGCUGCUUUGUAUAACACUUUAAACUACCUUCAACAAAAUUUAGUGAUAUCACAUGAAGGAGAUCCUGUUUGGAGAAAUGCUGUUUUGUCUGGAAUGCCAUCAUUACUCGCUUUAAGACAUAUAAUGGAUGAAGGUUCUGAUGAGUAUAAAGUAAUUAUGUUAAACAAGCGGUUUUUAAGUUUCCGUGUCAUAAAAAUAAACCGCGAAUGUGUUCGUGGACUUUGGGCAGGGCAACAACAGGAAUUAGUUUACCUGAGAAAUCGUAAUCCUGAACGUGGUAGUAUUCAAAAUGCUAAACAAGCUCUACGAAACAUAAUAAAUUCAUCGUGUGACCAACCUAUUGGUUAUCCAAUUUUUGUUUCACCAUUAACUACUUCCUAUGCUGAGACCAACGAACAAUUAUCAUCGCUUGUUGGCGGAUCAAUAAGCUUGGGAAAGAUAAAAAAAUCUAUUAUUAGAGUGUGGUCAAGAUUAAAAAGUAGAUGUGUUGAGGGAUGUUCUAGUGGAAGUUCAUUACAGUCACAUGAUGAAGGUGGAUUCGGACAUGAGGGUGUGUACGCUAUGACACAAUUUAAUAGGCAUUCUGGAUAUGGAACCAGAACACCAGGAAGCCAGUCAAUUGAAAUGAGUGGCAGUGGAAGUGGAGUUGGUGGUAGCAUCAGCAGCAGAAGUGGUGGUACUAGAGGUAGUACAGCUAAUGUUGCUGGCAAACCAAGUUCUGCCGGUUUGGCCAACUUGGCAGGAUUGUUAUCAUCAUCACAGUCACCAAUCACCAGUUCACCACAAGCAUCUGUCGAUAGCAACCCUAAUGACAAUUCUCCGAUCCAACACAGAGUUUUGAUUCUGGAUCCAUUACAAGUAUAUGAUGCUAUAAACUUGGGUCGUAGAAUAGAUGUGGUUUGGCCAGAUGAAAAAAUGCGAUUAAGAGGCGGUCGUAGUCACUGGAAAGAUUGGUUACCAGAAAAAGGAAUGGAAGGAUUGGUUGUGCAUCAAUGGGUUCCAAAUCACCGUGACUUGUCAAAGAGAUCUCACGUUGAUAAAACUAUAUUACUGAUCAAGAUUGAUGAACGUUACGUGCCUAUAGCCGAAGCUGGUGUAUUAGAUCUAGGAGCUGAAGUUUGAACAUAUGUGGUGUAUGGCUAACAUUAUUUGACUGAUUUAUUUCGGAAGUAACUUUAAAACACAAAUGUUACAAGUACACAUGCUUGAUAAUAUAGCAUUAGUCUUCCUCGAUACUAUAAAAAAAGUAUUCUGUCUUGUUAACGUACAAGUGUAUAUUGUGUCCUGCCAUAAUUUUCUCAGGAAAAAAACACUCGUACAAUUUUUGCAAUAGUUAAGAAUCUGUUUCAUGUAAUUUUUUAUUUUUAUUGUUUUUUAUAUAUAUACAUAUACAUAUAUAUAUAUAUAUAUAUAUAUACCUAUAUUUAUUUUGUUUUGUAAAUAAUAGAUGAAAAUGAUGUAA
Messenger RNA from Rhopalosiphum maidis (corn leaf aphid), 6795 nucleotides. It is a transcript of the gene pcx, whose product is annotated as pecanex-like protein 1. The record is from RefSeq and is a predicted model, not a curated record. Lineage: Eukaryota; Metazoa; Arthropoda; Insecta; Hemiptera; Aphididae. The transcript is spliced from 29 exons. Gene Ontology annotation, cellular component: membrane; endoplasmic reticulum. Gene Ontology annotation, biological process: endoplasmic reticulum organization. The coding region runs from base 306 to 6455 and encodes 2049 amino acids.